AUGGACACAACUAUAGGGGUGCUGUGUAACUCACUUGUUGCUACAAGACAGAUCCCAGAUCAGUCAGGGGGAGGAGUGCUGUCCAUCUCAGUCCAUUACAUCGUCCCAGGCACCGCAACCGAAAAGAACAUUACAGAAAACAAGUUAAACGCUUUCAUUCAGUCAGACACAAUUUUAGAAGUUCUUCAUUUCGGUGAAGGUAGUCUUUUACAGGCAGAGUCUGACAUUGAUUUUAGUUUAUAUCAUCAACAAAGCACAUCCCCGCAUCGUGGGAACUGCCGACCUAUACGAUUUGAACCUCCAAUGUUGGACUUUCACGAACAACCAGUUGGAAUGCCAAAAAUGGAAAAAGUUUAUUUACAUAAUCCUAGCUCAGAAGAAAUAAGUUUGAUAUCAAUAUCAGCGACAACCGCACAUUUCCACGCAUCCUUUUUUCAAAAUAGGAUAAUACCACCUGGAGGAAACACAUCCUUCGAUGUGGUAUUUCUUGCUCGAGUGGUUGGAAAUGUAGAAAACACUUUAUUUAUUAACACAUCACAUCAUGGAAUGUUUACAUACCAGGUGUUUGGGGUCGGUAUUCCCAAUCCAUACAGACUGCGGCCGUUCAUUGGGGCUCGAGUGCCAGUAAACAGCAGCUUUUCACCUCUAAUAAAUAUUCACAACCCAUACAGUGAACCGCUGCAGGUUGUUGAAAUGUACUCCAGCGGGGGAGAUCUCCAUCUUGAACUUCCCACUGGGCAACAGGGAGGCACUGGAAAAUUAUGGGAAAUACCUCCAUUUGAGACAAAGGGUGUGAUGAGGGCGAGCUUCUCGUCCCGAGAUGCGGACAACCACACAGCUUUCAUCAGGAUUAAAACCAACGCCCCAAACGAGGACCAGUUCAUCAUUCUGCCUGUAGAAGUAGAGGUCACUUCAGCCCCUGGUAUUUACUCCUCAACAGAGAUGCUUGACUUUGGUACACUGCGUUCACAAGAUCGUCCAAAGCUGCUGAAUCUACACUUAUUGAAUUCAGGGACAAAAGAUGUACCAAUAACGAGUGUUCGCACAACACCUUCAAAUGAAGCUGUCACGGUGGACUUCAAGGCUGUGACGCUAAAAGCCGGAGAGAGCAGAUAUACAAAAGUCGCAAGUAUUAGUUUUGACGCUUCAAAAGCAAGAAGGCCAUAUCAGUUUUCUGGUAAAAUAACAGUGAAAGCAAAAGAGAAGAGCUACUCCAAACUUGAAAUCCCUUAUCAGGCAGAAGUUCUAGAGGGCUACCUGGGAUUUGACCAUACAGCCACAUUGUUCCACAUCAGGGACAGUCCUGUAGACCCUGUGAACAAACCCAUCUACCUGACAAAUGCCUUUAAUUUUGCAAUCCAAAUACACAACGUUUCCUUGCCCGAAGAGGCCAAAACUAUGUUCAACGUGCACAACUUCACCGCGCCUAUAGUCAUCCCCCAGCACGAGUCGCGGUACAUCUUUUCUCUGCUCUUCCAGCCGGUCCGACCUUCCAUUCACAUAGACAGCAACAUCCUGCUCAUUACAAAUGCAUCCAAGUUUCACCUGCCUGUCCGGGCUUACACAGGCUUCCUGGAGCCUCUGGUGCUCCCUCCCAGUGUGAACGAAAACCUUCUGGACUUCGGUGUCCGCAGUGCAACAGACACCAGCAGCAUCACGUUUGUGGUGGUCAACAGUAAUCCCAUAGAGUUGGAGAUCAAAUCCUGGUUGGUCACUGGCGACAGUCUGUCCAUGGAGCUUUUAAAGACCGAGAAAGGAAACACAACAGUAGCCCUGGGUCGCUUGCGGGAGCUGCAGAACACAACAGCGUCACCUCUAAAAACUGUGAUAUUAGCAUCAGGCUACUACGCAGCCUUCAGAGUGACACUCGUGGCCAACGCCCUGGAGGGCACCUACGACGGAGCCUUACAUAUUACCACAGAUUACGAGAUAUUAACCAUCCCAGUGAAAGCUCUGAUCGCGGUGGGCACAUUAUCCAGCUCGCCCAAACACAUCGUUUUACCACCUACGUUUCCGGGCAAAGUAGUUCAUCAGGGCUUCAGCAUACAGAGCUCAUUCACACAGAAAGUUAGACUCCAGCAGAUUCGCUCACUCACAGAAGACAUACGCUUUUACUACAAACGCCUGCGCAACAACAAAGAUGAGCUGGAGCCCAGAAGAAAAUCUAAGGUGGCAAAUAUUUAUUUUGACGCCAGCUUACAAUGUGGUGAUCACUGUUAUGUGGGGUUGCCAUUUGUGCUCAAAUCUGAGGCUAAGCCUCACGGGCUGGUGUUGCAGGAAGAUAUAUGGGACGCUGAUGUAGAUCUUCAUCAGAAGCUUCUUAGAAGAUGGAAAGAGCUGCAAGAACGAGAAGGACACAAGAUUGAAGCGGUCUUUGAAGUCAACACAGAUCUCCAAAAAAAUGUCCAAGCUAAAAUUACAGCACAUCUAAACUGGCCGUCUCUCGUUAACUCCUCCAAGCGAAUUACAUUUCCUUUGACGAACACAAACAGCUCCUCGAAUGAGGUAGUUAUUUUACAGAACCCUGCUGACGUCCCCGUCUACGUUCAAGUUCUCCCUUUGGCGCUGUUGCCCAAUCCCUCUGUGUUUUCUGGAAAACUGGCUGACAGGUUUCCUCUGGGAAAUUUGUCCAACAUUAACAUUGACACGAACACCUUGGAGUUCCAGGUUCACAGAAACCACACUUCCUUAAUGAAGACCAGCACUGGGUUCAUAGAGGGCUCAACAAGACCAUAUGUGUAUAACCUCCUCCUGCAGCCCGGUGAAGUGAAGUCAUUCAGUGUGAAGUUCACUCCCAUUAGCAAUCACAGCGUCUCCUCCCUUCUCAUAGUCAGGAACAAUCUGACCGUGAUCGACACGAUCAUCCUUCACGGGCGAGGUACAACAGAGAGUCUGAAAGUUGCUGGGAAGCCUCCAGGACAGGGCAGCUCACUGAGGUUUAAAAUAACUGAGGGACUCCUGAAAGACUGCACAGAAAGAGUCAAGGUCAAAGAGCCAAAUUUCUCCCUCAAAAGAACAUUCAGAGUGGAGAACACGGGCCUGCUGCCCAUCACGAUCCGAUCUGCAGAAAUCAACGGACAGGUCUGCGAAGGAUACGGCUUCAAGGUUCUCAACUGUCAGGAGUUUGUGCUCAAACCAAACGCUUCUAAAGACCUCGUCAUCCUGUUUACACCUGAUUUCACUUCAUCUCGUGUGAUCCGCGAGCUGAAGUUGAUCACCUGUGGAGGCUCAGAGUUUGUGUUUGUCCUGAAUGCGUCUCUGCCGUACCACCUGUUGGCUACAUGUGCCGAGACCCUUCCCCGACCAAACUGGGAGCUGGAGCUCUACAUCAUAGUUUCCCUUAUUAUGAGCACCAUGUUUUUGUUGGUGAUUGCCGCAGCCUACCUGGAGGCUCAAAGCAUUUGGGAGCCAUUUAAACGACGUUUAUCUGUGGAAUCCAAUACCUCUUUGGAGACCGGGAGACCAUUUAAUCUCAGGGAGAUUGUGCAAUUCCAAAAUGAUUCAAAAUUAAACGAUUUUGAUUCAACUCCGAACUCUAGAGGAUUAUGUUCGUCCAGCAACGGAGCAGCCCGCAUUGGAGGCCGACAUGGCAACAGUCGGUACCUACCAGACUCGGACAGCCAAGAUAAGAGGUCCAGAAUGAGCUUUGGCCGCUCAGCUAUGCAAGCUGCUUCCUCCCAGCUUACCAAAGGAAGCACAACCUCAGGCAACGAAGGUCCACCUGCUCCCAGCCAACUCACAAACCGCAAAUCUCGGAGCACCAAGCAGGCGGAUCUCCAUAAUCAGAGUUCGGCGGGCUCGUCACCACCCCAACGGGGGCUCUUAACUGAAGAAGCGGAAUUUGAGAAGCUAAUAGGAGCCAUGGACAGCGACCUCGAUAGACCUGUGACAGUCUCUGCUGAGGCGCCACAGGAUGCCAGCUGUCUGUCCAUACAAAAUAAAGUACUGGAGUCCAAGGGGAAGCUGAGGGCAAAAACAAAAGCACAAAGAAAGAAAGAAGAGAAAGAGAAAAGAUUGUCGUCAAAAACACAGGGGGACGAGCUGAAAGAAAACAUGGCCGACAAUGACGACAGCUCCUCCACUACCACAGAGACCUCCAACCCCGAUCUGGAGACAAACAUACGGGAGGAACCGGUAAUAAAGAAAGGAAGGACGGCAACUUUUCCUAAAGUAAAAGAAGAAACUUCAUCCUUAAUAAUCAAACCCAAAUCAAAGAAACAAAUCAUUCCAAAGAAAGAACCCCAAGCAGAAAAAUCCAGUUCUCUGGAGUUGCCGUAUGUCACGCGUCUGGAGAACAAACAACGCAAAAGUUUCACACCCAAAAACUUGCAUCCUCUCACCAACCUGCCAAAGUCCAAACCUCUGCAGAAGCAAAGAUCAGAUGGGAAGCUGGACGACGGGCGUCCCUCCAUUUUGGCAAAACUGUUGUCCACCGGCUCGGCACCUGAACCGGGACACAGCAGCAGCUCUGAAGGCGAGAAAGAGUUUGCUUCUCCAGAGUGGGAUGUGCCUCUUCCGAAAAACAGCAUUCCGGAAGCAGACAGUCUCCAGCAGCUGUCACUCCAAACGUUGAAUGCAGACCUGUUCUUGAAGAGAUCUGCCACAGCCGGGGCCUGUUCACCACCACCACCCACGUCCCCCAGUCUGCUGUCCCGAGGGACCUACAGCAGCGUACUCAACAGCAACAGCGAGGGACACCAGAAGAAGGCUCCAGGAAACAAAGUGGCUCUCGCUGCUCCGCUCCCAGGCAAAAACGUCAACCUUACAUUUGCUGCUGUGGCUGCUGGUUAUGACAAAAGCCCAGGUGGCUCUGGUGCAGGUAAACCUGACAACCAAGUCAAGAGUCUGGCCCACAUGACGUCGGUGGAAAGUGACAGCUCUGACAGUCCCGGACUGUGGAGCCCCAUUGACAACACCAGCGGUCAAAACUACCAGUCGGCCAACUCCUUCUCAGCUUUUGGACCCAACAACUCCUUCAACUUGACAGGAGUUUUCACUGAGAUGAAUCUCCCCAAGUCGCCGGAGCCUCAGCAGAAGUGGUCCGAGUUCAGCCCCGUGUCCUCUUCAAUCUGGGACAUACAGAGCAGCGAGUCCCUGCACUCUUGGCCCAGCAGCUCCAGCUCGCCCACGGCCCCGACCGCAGUAAGAACACACACGUGUUUGUUAGUGUACCCCCGCUUUUACACAGAACCCCUCUGGCGGUUAGAACUUUGGGCCAACAAACAAAACAUUUAA
This is a messenger RNA of Cynoglossus semilaevis (tongue sole), 5235 nucleotides long. RefSeq names its product transmembrane protein 131 (gene tmem131). The coding region runs from base 1 to 5235 and encodes 1744 amino acids. Gene Ontology annotation, cellular component: membrane. The transcript is spliced from 41 exons. Lineage: Eukaryota; Metazoa; Chordata; Actinopteri; Pleuronectiformes; Cynoglossidae. The record is from RefSeq and is a predicted model, not a curated record.